Molecule: messenger RNA, 1349 nt
Organism: Rana temporaria (common frog)
Lineage: Eukaryota; Metazoa; Chordata; Amphibia; Anura; Ranidae
Gene: TNIP3
Product: TNFAIP3 interacting protein 3
Exons: 8
Coding region: 349-1104 (251 amino acids)
Biological process (GO): regulation of transcription by RNA polymerase II; cellular response to lipopolysaccharide
Source: RefSeq, a predicted model, not a curated record
GACUUUUAUGUGCCCUGGUUUACAGUUGUUUCAUUCUGCAGGUUGGAGGGCUUCCUCUAGUGUUUCCCCCCUAGGCGUGGGUGUGUGGGUGUUUCUUUAUUUAUACAGAGCAGAAGGGAAUCCUUUAUACACAUGUACAAAGUUUACUUUCUGUUUAAUAUGAAAAAGAUGUGGGUAGGAGCUUGAGCAGUUAGUAAUAACAUUACUGGUAAAGAUUCUCUAAAGGGAGUUUUCUUAUUGUGGGGGUGUUUUGAUUUUAUAUCUACCUUUCCAGCAAUUACUUUAUCAUCAACACAAAGUUUGAAAUACUCACAAAUUAGUAUAGUGGUCGCUUCUGCCGAAGACAGGAUGGAAUAUACAAAUCCACUACACAAAGGAGAAAAAAAUAAUUUUCAAAUGUAUGGACUGAAGAUAGAUGGAGAAAAUGUGGACUCAGAGAGGUGUGAGAGCGCUGAACUAAAUGAGGAUAUCAGGAGACAGAUUCAGCAGAAAAAUAUGUUUCAUAAAGCAGAGGAAGCUUUUCUUGUUUCCAGAACUGAAACCCUAUACCAAAGGAACUUCUGUCACCAUGGGAUGCUCACACAGUGCUUUAUACAGUCAAGAAAUCAAAACAAUAUGUCAACAGAAGCCUACAAGGAAAUGAUACAGAAACUAGAAAAACAAAGAGCAGAGUUACUGGACGUAAACAAGCAAUGGGACAAUCAAUUCAGAAACAUGAAACAAGCUUAUGAAAAAAAGGUUGGCGAAUUGAGAAUGAAGCUGUCAUUAUAUGAAUGCAGCAGAGAAGGAUGCAAGGAUCUAAAGAAAGAUGACAGUCGGCAUAACUGGAAAGACCAGCACACCCAACAGGGCCUUGUGAAAGCCACUCAGAAAACCAAGGAUGACAAGGCACAGACAAGAAUAAAUAUUCCAGCAAGAGACUUGGAUUAUGCAGAUAUGAGAGCAGAUAUUGCAGCUCUUUUGCAGCAGAUCAAGAUAUAUGAAGAAGACUUCAGACAAGAAAGAGCUGACAAAGAGAAGUUACGUCAAGAGAAGGAGGAACUACAGCAAACUAAUCGGCAUUUAUGUCUUCAAAUUAAAAAAAUAAAUAAAUUAAGACAGUGAAUUAAAUCAAAUAAAACCUCACAGGUCAACGAUGCACACUUUCCAAUUUUAAAGAAUUUUAUUUCAGGUUCCUUCCUGCUUCUGUUAUGUAGAAACAAUAUCAGUUCAGCUGCUGAAAUUGAACAAACUGUGCCAAGAUAAAAUUUCAGUUUAAAUUCAGUGGUGUUUGAACUAUUGCUUUUGCCACAUCUUUCUUAAAAUUUUGUAUUACAAGAAAAAUGUUAAAAUAAAAAUAUAUAUUUUUU